Messenger RNA from Seriola aureovittata, 3994 nucleotides. It is a transcript of the gene anks3, whose product is annotated as ankyrin repeat and sterile alpha motif domain containing 3. Lineage: Eukaryota; Metazoa; Chordata; Actinopteri; Carangiformes; Carangidae. The record is from RefSeq and is a predicted model, not a curated record. The transcript has 16 exons. Gene Ontology annotation, molecular function: protein binding. The coding region runs from base 148 to 2085 and encodes 645 amino acids. Gene Ontology annotation, cellular component: cilium.
AACAUAAGUUCCGUCAAACAGGAAAGGGCGGGGUGUGGUUCAACACGAGCACAAUUGAGUGUGACACACAAAACAAAAAACUUUGAACCGCUGAGAAAACAAACGACCUGUUGCUUGUGUCAGGGGGGACGUGUGAAGAGGUGGGAAAUGUCUGAGCUAAGCGACGAGGCCAGUGAAUCGGAGCAGCUGGGUGCCAGCCUCUCCCUGUGGCUGGGUGACUCCGUGAUGCGACCUGAGGAGCUGGAUGUUCCUCUGGACCUCCACACCGCCUGCUCCAUCGGCCAGUACGACGUGGUGACAGAGUGCAUCAAAAAGCGUGAGGUGAACCUGGAUGGCAAGAACAUUGGAGGAUGGACCCCACUGAUGUAUGCGUCAUACAUUGGACAUGACAACAUUGCAAAUCUUCUGCUGGAGGCCGGUGUGAAUGUAAAUGCUACCACUGCCAAAGGUCUAACCCCGUUGAUGCUAGCAGCAAGCUGUGGCAAUGAAAGUAUUUCAUACUUCCUGCUUCAGCAAGGUGCUGAGUUGGAGCUGAAGGACUCUCUGGGCUGGACGGCUCUGUUCCACUGCACUAGCACUGGCCACCAGCAGAUGGUCAAGUUCCUGCUGGAUAAUAAUGCUGAUGCUAACAUCAAAGAGCCAGGGUCUGGUUUCACUCCCCUGAUGGAGGCUGCUGCUUCUGGACAUGAAAUCAUAGUUCAGUAUCUGCUCGAUCAUAAAGUUAAAGUAGAAGAUCGCAAUGCUAAAGGAGAGACUGCUCGUGCCCUAGCAAUGAUGUAUGGCUAUACCAAGAUCGUCAGCCUCAUUGACUCACGUUCUCCAAGGAUCAAGCCAGGACACUUUGAGGACCUGAGCUCCUCUGAGGACUCGGACAGCCCACCCCCGAGGAUUAGGCCUAGAAACCGAACUAAAGGCAUCAGCAUCCACGAUGGGCCUCAGGCCAUUGCAAAGUUCCGAGUAGGAGGCACGAGCAAACUGUGUGAGCCUCCUGCUGUGCCACCAGGCUACAUGACGGUCCGUGAUAUUGGUGAACAGAGUGAGGGCCUCUGCUACCGUGACGUGACCUCGCCUAUCAACGAGCUGGACGGCCAGAGCAACAGCAGCAGAGAUGAUAGUCCAUUCUUUGAAAAUGACAUGCCCACCAUGAGGAGCAGCAGUAGCAGCAGCGAAGGCCUGCCUCAUGUGAUUGGCCUCAACUGGGAAGGCUCUGUGGAGAGUAAUGAGGACUCUGACCCAUGCAAGAAGAGCAGCUCUCGCAGAGUAAAUAAGGGUCAUCACUCGAAAGGAAAGAGUCGCCAUGGAAGCAACGAUGCAGCUCACUCCAGUGGCGCAGGGAACUGUGUCAUACGUUCACAUAUUGUUCCUCCGCCCUCCUACACCGGUCCAAAGGAUCUGGCAGAGUUCUUGGAGCAGAUCGGCUUCUCUAAGUAUCUCCCAAUACUUGAAGAGCAAGAUAUUGAUCUGCGGAUAUUUCUCACCCUGACGGAAAAUGAUCUCAAAGAAAUAGGGAUCACAUUGUUUGGACCCAAGCGUAAGAUGACCUCAGCUAUUGCAAGGUGGCACAGCAGCGCUCGACCACCCAGCGAUGCUCUGGAACAGGCUUAUGCUGACCAGCUUGAGGCUGAGAUGCAGGAGAUGGCCAUUCAGCUACACAAGCGCUGUGAAGAGGUGGAGAACCUGCAGAGCCAGGUGUCUCAGGAGAAGGAGCUGCGUACAGUGAUGGAGGGAUGUCUGAUGGAGGACAAGAUGGCGUGGAGGAGGGUGCACACCGAGUUGGUGGAGAACCACCGACUGGCUCAGGACAUGAGUGCCACACUAGCGAAAGCCAGGACCUGCCGUGCUGAACUGCUCUCCUGCUUCCCUACUGAUGGCAAUAACAUCUCUUUCACUGACGUGGAAAAUAAAACAAAAGAUGACACAGGUGACAAAGUUGCGGAGGGCCUGACAUGCUCCAGUGUUGUAGAGCUAAUGAAGAAGUUGGAUUCCUAUGAAGAAGAACUGGCGGCGACCCUGCAGACUGUGCUGCAGAAUCUGAGGCGAAUGAGUGCCCCUGAAAAAGUCUCAGAUAGCUGGGAACGGCCUUAACCUUUCCAGGGGAUACUGCCAAUAUUCGACGGAGGGUGAUUUAACCACCCCGAACAAUCUCAGUGAAAUGGGAGAAGGUCAAAGAUGAGGCCAGCCCUCCCGCACUUGAAGCUGCCGACCUGCUGCCCCUCUGGGAUUGGCUGAUGGACCAGAGCUUGCCAGAUGUGGACAAGGCCAAGGGCAACAGCAGCUGCUGCAAGGAAACGACAAGCAGGCAGGAAGGGCACCUGACCCCCACACGCUUGUGCUGGUGAAUACUGGACUCCAGUAGUUGGGUUGUGAAAAUGCACAGAGAGGAGGAAGGACUGAUCGUGGAUCAGACGCUGUAAUACUGUGAAGCAUUUAUACAAAACUGUACUCUCUUCCUAUAUGAAAUGUGGUUUAAAUUAUGUUCAUGCCACCAGAUGAAGGGGUGCAGUUCUUAAAAAGUUCUUAAAGUAAUCUGUUUAGUUGAAAUAAUUUCUGCAGUGAUACUUGAUGAUUUGAAUGAAAUCUACUCACUUGUAUGCUGUUUGAAUAUAAUGUCCUGCUGAAUGCAUUUUGAGGAGCUGAAGAUCAUAACAAGAAACCUGAAAAGACCUGUCAUUUCAUCAGUUCCCGCAACACAUAAGUUAUGAGUAAAAUUAUAAAACUUCAAAACAGACACAAAUCUUUACAGCAAAAUAGUGAUUUAGUUUUCUUUUUCAAACACAAACAAUAGACAGUUCAGUUUCAGAGUUUACUCAGUGGUGCUACCAGGAGGUUAGGUACUAUCUGGUGGAUUUCCUGUGUAUCUUCUAGAACAGGAUCCAUUUUACCCUGAAAUGCUCCCAACUCUUUAAAAAGCUGGAGAGUCUUGAUUGUAUUGGACUAAAAUUAAAAUCCACUUGCCUGAAAGUUGAGGGCAAAUUUUUUAAAACUGUAACAAACAAUCAUCUGCUCGUGACAGAUACACUACGCACAAAUUAAACAAACAUUUUAUUUAAAUGUAUUUCAGGGUGUUAUCAGAUGUUAAAGCAGAUCCUCGUAAGAAAGACAACUUAUGUGGAAUUUUUUCUUAGCUUCAUAUUUUUAUGACCAUGUACAGCAUGCAUUAGGACAACAGAAAUAACAGUGGAAAGAGUUGUUUCAGUAGUGGUUAAGAAAACUAGAUUUCUAUAUCUUUUAAUCUGCUAUACUUAAUUACUUUUCAACACUUUAAAUUUGGAACUUCGAAAACAGCAGCUGAAAACAGCAAAAUUGUUCAUGACUUCAUGCCUUCCGAAUUCAAAUUCAUGAACAAAGUAUUAAAAUCUCUUGCCUAAAGUUUGGGACUUUAAUCUUUUCUUUUCAGCAUUUCUGUUCUGUUCCUCCUUUUAGUUUGAAUUAUGGUGCUCACUGGACUCUGUAUCAGACUUAAGCAGAUUUGUGGAAUAUGAGACUUUUGUUUUUUUAAGUGUUUCUCUCUUUAACCAACACUGAAUAGUGAAACUCCAGGUCCUAUCCCCUGACCUGCCCAGAUGUUUGAUAUAAUCAGCUGGCUCAGAGCAGUCUGGCAUGAUACAGGGCAGCUCUGUGUGGACCGAGCCUGGGGGUUGGGGAUUCCCCCCCAGAUUAUUGGGAUGUCCUCAUGUGGAGUACAUCUGAAAAUCCUCUAUUGUGCCCGGGGCCUUGGCGGUAAAACGAUGCGAUGACAGUUGCUGCUCGGUAACAACCUUGGCACAAUAUGGAUGUUGGCUGAGUUUGGCUUGAGCAGCUGAUCCAGAUAGAGCAGCUUCUAGCCUGCAGGUUUAUAAUGAGCACAGACUGCUUCCAGCUUGUACAUCACUGCUCUGCCCUUGUAAUGGACUGAAACUGAAAUAUCAAUUUACUACAACACUAGUUAAUGGGAAAUAUGGAUUAUUGCUCUAAUGUUAUGUUAAACUGCCAUAAAAAUGGUGUUGGGUUCUGA